CUGUCUUUUUCUUGUAAUGAUGGCGGCGCCUGCUCUGACCAGCCGGGCGGGAUCCGUGAGCAGCCUGGGAAGCAGCCCUACUGCAACGCCUUCCAUAAAUAAUAACAACAAAAUAACUCCAACCUACCCUGAGCUCGAUUUUAGAUCCGGGGCCACUAUCGAGGAUUUAAACAAAUUGAUUCAGGAAUUUAGUAAACACGAUCAGCGUGAAUAUGACGACCAGCGAGCUCUGGAGAUCCAUACCGCCAAGGAUUUCAUUUUCUCCAUGCUCGGUAUGGUGCAAAAACUGGACCAGAAGCUCCCUGUUGCUAACGAGUACCUUCUGUUGUCUGGUGGGGUACGGGAGGGAGUGGUAGACAUGGACCUCGAUGACUUGAGUGUCUACGCCCGUGGAACAGACUACGACAUGGACUUCACCCUGCUGGUACCUGCACUCAAACUUCAUGACCGCAAUCAGCCUGUUACUCUGGAUAUGCGCCACUCUGCACUGUGCCAUUCCUGGCUCAGUCUGCGCCUCUUUGAUGAGGGAACCAUCAACAAGUGGAAGGACUGUUGCACCAUUGUGGACCACAUCAAUGGAGCCACAAAUUACUUCUUCUCACCCACGCUGGUGGCAGACUGGUUCUACGAGUCCAUCAGUAUGGUACUGGUGGAGAUCCAGAAGAAACCCCAGCGUGGUAUGCCAAAAGUGGAGAAGGUGGAGAGGAAUGGCACCAUCAUAUCAGUCAUUCUUGGUGUGGGCAGCAGUCGCAUGCUGUAUGACAUUGUGCCUGUGGUGUCUUUUAAGGGCUGGCCAGCCGUGGCACAGAGCUGGCUGAUGGAGAACCAUUUCUGGGAUGGAAAGAUAACAGAGGAGGAGGUCAUUAGUGGCUUCUACCUAGUGCCUGCCUGCUCCUUCAAAGGCCGUAAGGAAAAUGAGUGGCGCCUCUCUUUUGCCCGCAGUGAGGUGCAAUUGAAGAAAUGCAUCUCUGCCAGUCUGAUGCAAGCCUACCAGGCCUGCAAGGCCAUCAUCAUCAAGCUCCUGUCCAGGCCAAAGGCCAUUAAUCCCUACCACCUGCGCAGCAUAAUGCUAUGGGCCUGUGACCGACUCCCAGCCAACUACCUGGCCCAGGAUGACUUCUCAGCCCACUUCCUGCUUGGCCUUAUUGAUGAUCUACAGCACUGCUUGGUUAACAAGAUGUGCCCCAAUUACUUUAUCCCACAGUGUAAUAUGUUGGAGCACUUGUCGGAUGAGACAGCGACGCUGCAUGCCCGUAAGAUCUCUUCUGUGCGCUCUGACCCUGCAGAACACCUGCGUACCACCAUUGAGCAUGCCAAAGCUGCCAACUGUCUGACCCUGGACUUGCAGUGGCGCAGUAGUGCCUCAAACCUUCCCUCUCCCCAAUCGGACGCAGGUGGGGAACACCAGCCAGAUGAUCGGCUAGCUAAGAAGCUGCAACAGCUGGUAACAGAAAACCCUGGGAAGUCCAUCUCUGUCUUCAUUAAUCCUGAUGAUGUCACCCGGCCUCACUUUCGCAUUGAUGACAAAUUCUUCUGAGUUUCAAAAUAUUGUCCUUACCGCACCUUCUCUUUGAAUUAAUAAGCCUACUUGGUUUUAUAUUUCCCACACUGGCCAAACAGCAUUUAGUGGUGUGUCUGCAGAUUUUGUUAUCCCCUGACCACCCCUAUCCCACCCUUUGUGCUCUUUGUCACCUUAAGAAGGCCUUUAAUGGAAGCCGGGGCAAAAAGGCAUUGCCUCCGACUGAAGAUUAAGGAAUGUCUAAAUUUUCUUUUAGAGGUAAUUAUGGUACUUACACCAUAUAACUAACAGUAAGAGGUAGAAUUAACUAGGGACUGGAUUUUUGAAAAUGAAUGGAGAAAAACACAUGGAAUUUUUAUCAUGAAAAGUAUCCUUUCAAGUGAAAAGUGGAAAUUGUUUUAGAAAGACCAAAUGCCAUUUGUCACCUUUUUAUCAACGAGUUAAAUAUAUAAAUCUUGUUUUAGUUAGUAUUAUAAUGUUGUAUCCACAAUUCCUUAUUUAUAUGUUGAUGACAAGAGAAAAUUCAAUUUUAUUUGUACAGUCAUGGUUAUUGUUAUGUGUAUGGUAAAACCGUCCCAGAAAUAUCCCGAAUAUCUAUGCCAAAAACCUGCAAAAAAACAGACUGGCAAAGUGAUUUUCUCUCCUCAAGUGCAAUUAGUGAAAAUACUCAUACACAUCUCUCUGUGAAAUGUUAAUGUAAUUGUGUAGUUGGUAUAAUCCCAAAACUUUGUUUGUUUAACCUUUUUAUGGAACUGUCAAACAAUUGACUGUUCAAUCAGUAUUUGCUGCUCUAUGUUAUAAAAAGGUUUUAUGACUGAUUAGGUAUGCAAAUUAGUCAACAUAGGUUGCGAUGGUCUGAUGUAUUUGCUGUGUAGACAGAACUGAAAAAUUUUAGAAGAAUCAGUCUGGUCAUUUAUUUGGACCAAUUGGUCAGCACCCAUAUCUUCACCAUCCACCAUGAACCCCUAUGUCAGUUUCCUGUUUGGUCAACUCUGUUAAUGACAUCGGAAUAGGACCAAACUGGCAGCAGCAGCAUCGGCAGGGAAUAAAAACACACUGCCUUAUCACCAAUUUGGUUGUAAUACCAGUUGUAAAGGAAAUACAUUUAUCAACAAUCCAGAUAACAAAAUUUAAUCUGAACACAUUGUUAGCAACAAUCUGUCACUUGGCACCUAUCAAUGAAAUCGUGCAUACACAAUUUAUGUGAUGAAUAAAAUGUAUUGUAUCCCACGCUGCUUUUCCCUUUUUGUUUCCAAAUGGUUUUUAAUUUCCUGUAACGAGUAAGCAAGAAAAAUAUUGCCAAAGUAUUAUUAUUUAAUCCACCGAUGACAUCUUAUCUUAUACCAAUCUUCAAUCAUGCCCUUCUUGUCCAACCCAGUCUGUAGAAGGUUACUUUUUUUAUAUGGACUUUCAAUAUGCCAUGAAGAAUUCACAUGUCCGUAUUGCAAGUUC
This is a messenger RNA of Osmerus eperlanus (European smelt), 2971 nucleotides long. RefSeq names its product nucleotidyltransferase MB21D2. NCBI's taxonomy places the organism in Eukaryota, Metazoa, Chordata, Actinopteri, Osmeriformes, Osmeridae. The transcript is spliced from 2 exons. Bases 17 to 1537 code for a protein of 506 amino acids. The record is from RefSeq and is a predicted model, not a curated record.